Molecule: messenger RNA, 417 nt
Organism: Candidula unifasciata
Lineage: Eukaryota; Metazoa; Mollusca; Gastropoda; Stylommatophora; Geomitridae
Source: the annotation of a GenBank genome assembly
AUGGCGGAGUCUGAGAGAACAGAUCUAAAGUCGCCGGAUCCCGAUAAUCAGCAGACGGCGUCAACGAAGCUUGGAGGAAUUUCUGACGGUGAUGGCAAGAAUAAGACAAGUAUUUACUGCCAAAGAUGUCCCAGUCUUGUACUGUCUCCACACCAGGCUACGUUAGUCAAGAAAGAGUUUUUCCUACCGAACAUGUACCAAAAAUCAGAACGCGCUCCUGUGGAAGGAGUAACUUUAAUAGACUACUGGCGUGUAUCAGACAUGCUGACGUUUGACAAUGUUGGCUUUUCAAAAACAGUUGAUGACAUCAAAUAUUUGAUAUGUGCUGAUUGCGAGGUCGGCCCUAUAGGAUGGCACUCUGUACAUGACAAAAAGGCAUAUUACAUUGCUGUGGAUCGAGUCAAGCAUGGGCGAUGA